Molecule: messenger RNA, 2604 nt
Organism: Macrosteles quadrilineatus (aster leafhopper)
Lineage: Eukaryota; Metazoa; Arthropoda; Insecta; Hemiptera; Cicadellidae
Product: sarcoplasmic reticulum histidine-rich calcium-binding protein-like
Exons: 2
Coding region: 1-2604 (867 amino acids)
Source: RefSeq, a predicted model, not a curated record
AUGAAUGUUCCUUCAAGCGACUACACUCAUAACAUAAAACAGAACAGUCGGGAAAACUGCAUCAAUGCUUUAGCAGGAACUGAGCUGCAGGACCAAUAUCCUAUCUUAUUUGAAGCAAAUAGAAGACUUGCUCCUCUCAGGUUUGUCCCAAGACGACCAAUCAUUAGACCUGCAAACCAAAUACCGCUGAUACAGGAGCAGGAGUCAGAGAUUGAACAUACACAUAUACAUGACACGAAGCACUUAGGAGAAGUCUACCAUCACCACAAACACUCUGGGAAAGUUGAUCACAUUCACAAGCAUGUCGGUCAUGCUGGACACAAACAUCACCAUCACGGAUCAAACAAACAUGACCACCAUCACCACGGACACGCAAAACAUAGCCACAAACACCACGGAGAGGGGAAACAUAGCCAUCACCACCACGGGAAACACGAUCACGGGCACAAACAUCAUGGCGGCCACAAACACGAGCACAAACACGAGGGUCAUGGUAAACACGCGCAUCAUCACCACGGACACAACGAGCACAAACAUAAACAUUCGGGACACUCGGAACAUCACCACAAACACCACGGACACGGCGAGCACAAGCAUCACCACCACGGCCAUCAUGAACAUGGACACAAACACCAUGGAGAGGCGGAACAUAAACACAAACACCACGGAGAAAGUCAUCACAAACACGAGCAUCACGGACACGGUCAUCACGAGCAUAAACACCACGGACACCACCAACAUGGGCACAAGCAUCAUGGCCAUCAUGGGCACGGACAUAAACACCACGGGCAUCACGAACACUCUCACAAACAUCACGGUCAUGGAUCUCAUCACCAUAAACACGAGGGACACGCUGAACACGGUCAUAAGCACCACGGCAGUGGCAAGCAUGAGCACAAACACCACGGCCAUAGCGAGCACGACCACAAGCACCACGGGGAGGGAAAACACAUUCAUAAGCAUCACGGACAUGCUGAACACGAACACAAACAUCACGGUCAUAAUCAGCAUCACCACAAGCAUGAGGGACACGCAGAGCACGGCCACAAGCAUCACGGACAUGCAUCACACGAACACAAACACCACGGGCAUUCUGAACAUAGCCACAAACACCACGGAGAAGCAAAACACGGACACAAGCACCAUCUCUCUGGAGUACAUAGCCAUAAGCACCACGGGCACAGCGAACACUCUCACAAGCACCAUGGUCACUCUGAGAAUAAGCAUGAGCACCAUGGUCACCACGAUCACGGCCACAAACAUCACGGAUCCAGUAAACAUGAACAUAAACACCACGGGCAUAAUGAGCACCAUCACGAUCACCAUGGACACGCAAAACAUGAGCACAAACAUCAUGGUACUACCGACCACCACCACAAACACCACGGCGAAGGAAAACAUAGCCACGCACAUCACGGUCAUGGGGAGCACGAACACAAACACCAUGGUCAUGCAGAACACAGUCAUAAGCAUCACGGACACGCAGAACACGACCACAAACAUCACGGAAGCUCCAAACACGAGCAUAAACACCACGGUCACUACGGGCACGACCACAAGCAUGAUGGGCACGGAAAACACGAGCAUAAGCAUCAUGGACACGCUGAGCAUGGCCACAAACAUCACGGGGAAGGAAAACAUCAUCACGAUCAUAAAGGUGAAGGUAAGCAUUCACACCACCACCACGGGAAAAACGAACAUGAACACAAACACCACGGGCACGGGUCACACGACCACAAACAUCACGGGGAGCAGGGUCACAAACACAAACACCACGGGCACGGAGAACAUCACCACAAACAUACAGGACACUCUGAGCAUAAGCACAAACACCAUGGUCAUGCUGAUCAUCUACAUAAGCACGAGGGCCACGCUAAACAUGGACAUAAACACUCCGGACACAAAAAGCAUCACCACAAACACGAAGGAGGAACAGAGCAACACCACAUGCACAAAGGAGCUAGUCAUCAUCACCACAAACAUUCGGGAGGGUCCGACCAGGAGCACAAACAUCACGGACAUAGCAAACACGGCCACAAACAUGGCACGGACGAUCAUCACGACAUGGGCCACGAUAUGAACAUGGAUAUGUAUGACGACGGUCUCAUGGAGUACGACGAUCAGUUCGAGGGAAUGGAGAGUGUUGUGGUUCCCGUCCAACAGAAAGCGCAAUCUCGGAUGAUGUUCUUCGAUAAGAAAAAUCCUCCUGAGAGUAAUAAGAACAAGAGACAACUAGAUGAUUUUGCGUUCUUCAAUUUUGGAUCGUUUGGAUUUGACGGGUUCUCUUCAGAGAGUACAACACCGGUGCCAAAGAAGGGAUAUCCUCAAGACAGUUAUGAGGAGGGUUCAGCCAGACCUUACUCCAAGGAGGACAGUAAAAGUGCCGAGGACAGUGGAGAGUACCCGGACAGUAGGAGCAGGGAGAACACGUCAUCGUCCAGGGAGGACUACUACUCGUCCAGGGAACGGUCCAGAGAGAGGUCGAGCAGCGAAGACUACGCCGAGGGUCCGAGAAAAGAGAGCGGCGAGGAGAAAACAAAAUCUAGCUUUGAAGACUUUAAUUUUGAUUUUUCUGAUAUUAAUUUUUCCGCUGAGUUCAGUUAG